Molecule: messenger RNA, 1203 nt
Organism: Sarcophilus harrisii (Tasmanian devil)
Lineage: Eukaryota; Metazoa; Chordata; Mammalia; Dasyuromorphia; Dasyuridae
Gene: CSRP2
Product: cysteine and glycine rich protein 2
Exons: 6
Coding region: 130-711 (193 amino acids)
Biological process (GO): muscle tissue development; sarcomere organization
Cellular component (GO): cytoplasm; nucleus; Z disc
Molecular function (GO): actinin binding; structural constituent of muscle
Source: RefSeq, a predicted model, not a curated record
AAAUCUCGGCAGCCGGCUCCGCCCGCUAGGUCCGUUUCUUGGCUUUGCUCUGGACCUUUUGGGCCCGAGGUGUAGGUGCUGCUCCAAUCCUUCGGGCUCUGGACUUCGCUCCCACCUGUGCCGAUCAAAAUGCCCAACUGGGGAGGUGGUAACAAAUGUGGGGCCUGUGGAAGGACUGUGUAUCAUGCUGAAGAGGUACAGUGUGAUGGAAGAAGCUUCCACAGAUGUUGCUUUCUGUGCAUGGUUUGCAGGAAAAAUUUAGACAGCACAACUGUGGCAAUUCAUGAUGAUGAGGUCUACUGCAAAUCCUGCUAUGGAAAGAAAUAUGGACCCAAAGGAUAUGGCUAUGGCCAAGGAGCUGGCACGCUUAACAUGGACAGAGGAGAGAGACUGGGCAUCAAAGCUGAGAAUGUGCAACCUCACAGGCCCACAACAAAUCCUAAUACUUCCAAAUUUGCUCAGAAAUUUGGAGGAGCUGAGAAGUGUUCCAGAUGUGGGGAUUCGGUGUAUGCUGCAGAGAAAGUAAUAGGAGCAGGAAAGCCUUGGCACAAAAAUUGUUUCCGAUGUGCCAAGUGUGGAAAGAGCCUUGAGUCAACAACUCUGACAGAGAAAGAAGGGGAAAUCUAUUGCAAAGGUUGCUAUGCAAAGAACUUUGGACCAAAGGGCUUUGGUUAUGGCCAAGGGGCAGGAGCACUCGUCCAUGCACAGUAAAAGCUAAGACCGGGAGAACUAAAGCGCUAUGCACUGAGACUUUGUAUCAAGGCACAGGGAAUCUCUUAAUAGUAAACUACUGUGAAAAUUAUACCAGCAUAUGUAUACUGUUUGUUACUAUGUAUUUGGAGACACUUAAUUUGCAGGAAGAAAGCAUCGGAUUUAGUCUUUCUGCUUUCACUCCUGUGAAAAUUAUACCAGCAUGUGUAUAUUGUUUGUUACUAUGUAUUUGGAGACACUAAUUUGUAGGAAGAAAGCAUUGCAUUUAGUCUUUCUGCUUUCACUCCUGUGAAAAUUAUACCAACAAUACCAGCAUAUGUAUACUGUUUGUUACUAUGUAUUUGGAGACACUAAUUUGUAGGAAGAGAAAGCAUUGCAUUUAGUCCAUUUAAAAACAUAUUUACUCUGAUUUUAACUACAUAGCAUUUGAUUAGCUUUUUUUUUUUUUUUAAAGAAUCUUUGUUCUUUAAAUAAAGUUUCUUAUGCUUCUCA